Molecule: messenger RNA, 621 nt
Organism: Rotaria sp. Silwood1
Lineage: Eukaryota; Metazoa; Rotifera; Eurotatoria; Philodinida; Philodinidae
Source: the annotation of a GenBank genome assembly
AUGGAUAAAUUAUUUAAUCUAAAAUGUUUCUCAUUAGAAUCGUUCUAUCGAUUUCAACAAUAUGAUAAAAUUGUAUCACUUCUUCGUCGUAUGUCAUAUCUGGAAAAAUUAACUUUAUAUCUUCCUAUAAAAGAUCGAAAUAGAGUCAUUGAUGGUACUUAUGUUCAACGUGAUAUUUUGGAUUAUAUGUCACUACUUCAUUCAUUCACUUUCUAUAUUUGUACUUAUGUGGAAACGGUUGAUUUAUCCUACAAGUUAACUAGUGAAGAUAUUCAACAAACAUUAACAGGUAUUGGACAACAACAUGCCAUUAAUGGUCUUAUGACAUUUUCAUCUGAUAAUUGUCAAUUACACUCAAUUAUUGAAUACCCCCAUCUGACUAUACUUGAUUUGGAAAAUGCAGAUAAAGAUUAUGUUGAACAAUUUCUAAAUGAAACAAAGGCAUACGUACCUUGUCUGACGAAACUUGGAGUCUUUGUUCAUGAUUUAAAAGUUGUAACAAAAGACUUUACAAGAGAAGAAACACGACGCAAUUGUGCUAAGGUGAAACAAAUACUUACUCUAGGAUCAUUGGUACAUUCAGAAGAUUUUUGUCUUUAUUUUCCUUCGUUGUAUAAAUAG